This is a messenger RNA of Rotaria sp. Silwood2, 969 nucleotides long. NCBI's taxonomy places the organism in Eukaryota, Metazoa, Rotifera, Eurotatoria, Philodinida, Philodinidae. The record is from the annotation of a GenBank genome assembly.
AUGCCUAGAACUAAUGCUCCAUCACGAUCUAAUAGUUUUGUUAAACGUCAAUCAUCAAUUAUUGAUGUUAAUGAUUUACCUACAUCAGCAAAUCAACAAAUCAAUGAUCAAACACCAAUAAAAGUCUUAAUUUUUAAUGGAAAAUGUUCUAAAGUAUUCAAAUCCGCAUUAGAAGAUUGUGUUGAAGAUUGUAUUUUGGAAUUUUCUGGUGAAAGAAAUUCAGUUUAUGUACCUAAAAUUGGACAAGCUAUACAAAUACCACAUGGUAGUAAUCGAAAUACUAUUCUUUCAUUACAAGAACAAAGUGCUAAUGCACGACAAUCAGCUCGAUCAAGUCGUCGACGAAAUUCCAUUAAUCAAUAUAAUUCUUUGCCACAGAUAAAUGGUAUACGUAGUGCAUUACCAAACAAUAUGUCAUUACCGGCAACGGCUCUUGCAGCAACAACAGCUGUACGUAUGCGUCAUCAACUUGUUCAACAAAGAUUUUCUCUUGAAGAUGAUAUUUCUGAAGAAACAGUUGAUCAACAAUCACAUGUUGAAAUAAAAGCAAUAACAAAUGUUAUUGAAUCUGAUGUACGUUCUGAACAUCCUUCUAUUAUACGUGAAGAAACAAUAUUUCCAAUUCUUGAACAUGAUAUAACAUCAUUAUCAUUACCUACAUUUCUUUAUAAUGUUAUUCCAUCAAGCAAAACACAUAUGUCUUAUCGUGAUCGUCAGAAAGAUUAUCGUCUAUCUGAUCUUGUUAUGCUUGGACCAGAAUAUUUUCGUCAUGUAUUUAAUCUUCCACAUUCUCGUUCUCAAUCUCAACAACGUCAUAACAAUAAUAAUAAAACAACAGGAAAAGCUUCUGAACUUGAUCGAAUUAAACAAGAUCUAUUUCAUCGAUAUUUAUGGACACAAAAACCUCAAGUAUCAUGUCGUAUUCGUCCUUUAUCAACAUAUACACGUGAUACAACAUUUGUUACUUAA